AUGGAUCCGGGCUGGGAGCAGCCGGACGUGGGCUGGGUGGCCCUGCUGAUCCUCUUUGCCGCCUCUCUGCUCACGGUGUUCGGGUGGCUGCUGCAGUACGCCCGGAGCUUGUGGCUUGCGCGGGCCCAGGGCCGGGGCGGGGGACCCGCCUUAGCUGCCGAGCCCGCGGGCUCCCUGCGGGAGCUGGGCGUGUGGCGCUCGCUGCUCAGGCUGCGGGCGACUCGGUCCGGUGCCCCCGAGGAAGCAGGUGUCCGUGGCCUCCUGGCGUCACUCUUCGCCUUCAAGUCUUUCCGGGAGAACUGGCAACGGGCUUGGAUGCGAGCGCUGAACGAGCAGGCCUGCAGGGACGGGAGCUCCAUCCAAAUUGCCUUUGAGGAGGUGCCUCAACUCCCACCCAGAACCAGCAUCAGUCAUGUGACCUGCGUAGACCAAUCAGACCGCACCAUGGUGCUGCAUUGCCAGCUCUCUGCUGAGGAGGUGCGGUUCCCAGUCUCUGUGACCCAGCAGUCCCCCGCUGCUGUCUCCAUGGAGACCUACCACGUCACUCUGACACUGCCACCAACACAGUUGGAAGUCAAUCUGGAGGAAAUCCCUGGUCAGGGGCUGCUAGUAUCCUGGGCCUUCACUGAUCGGCCAGAGCUCAGCCUGACGGUGCUUCCCAAGCUGCAGGCCAGGGAGAGAGGUGAGGAGCAAGAAGACAUCUCCACUAUUGAGGAAUUAAUCAAGGAUGCCAUUGUCAGCACCCAGCCAGCCAUGAUGGUCAACCUCAGGGCUUGCUCUGCCCCUGGAGGCCUGGUACCCAGUGAGAAGUCACCCAUGGUGCCCCAGGCCCAGCCAACCUUCCCUAGACCUACCCGGUUAUUCCUACGACAGCUUCGAGCAUCUCACCUGGGAGGUGAGUUGCAAGGCACUGGGGAACUGUGCUGUGUCGCUGAGCUUGACAACCCCAUGCAACAAAAGUGGACCAAGCCCGUGAGGGCUGGUUCCGAGGUGGAGUGGACCGAGGACCUGGCACUGGAUCUGGGCCCCCAGAGCCGGGAGCUGACCCUCAAAGUGCUGAGGAACAGCACCAGUGGAGAUGCUGAACUCCUGGGCCAGACCACAUUGCCUGUGGGCUCCCCUUCUAGACCACUGUCUCGAAGACAGGUGUGCCCACUCACCCCUGGGCCAGGGAAAGCCCUGGGACCAGCAGCCACCAUGGCAGUGGAGCUUCAAUAUGAAGAGGGCUCCCCCCACAACCUGGGCACUCCCACCCCCUCCACUCCACGUCCCAGCAUCACUCCUACCAAGAAGAUUGAGCUGGACCGGACCAUUAUGCCUGAUGGCACCAUUGUCACCACAGUCACCACCGUCCAGUCCCGGCCCCGUGUAGAUGGCAAAUUAGACUCCCCCUCCCGCUCCCCGUCCAAGGUGGAGGUGACUGAGAAGACAACAACUGUGUUGAGUGACAGCAGCGGCCCCAGCAGUACCUCCCACAGCAGCAGCCGUGAGAGCCACCUUUCCAACGGCUUGGACCCUGUAGCAGAGACAGCAAUUCGCCAGCUGACUGAGCCCAGCGGGCGGGCAGCCAAGAAGACACCCACCAAGCGUAGUACUCUCAUCAUCUCUGGUGUUUCCAAGGUGCCCAUUGCUCAGGACGAGUUGGCACUGUCCCUGGGUUAUGCUGCAUCAAUGGAAGCCUCACUGCAGGAUGAUGCCGGAACCAGUGGUGGUCCCUCUUCACCUCCCUCAGACCCACCAGCCAUGUCCCCAGGACCUCUAGAUGCCCUCUCCAGUCCCACGAGUGUUCAGGAAGCAGAUGAGACAACACGUUCAGACAUUUCUGAGAGGCCAUCUGUAGAUGAUGUUGAGUCAGAAACAGGUUCAACUGGCGCCCUGGAGACCCGCAGCCUCAAGGACCACAAAGUGAGUUUCCUGCGCAGUGGCACCAAGCUCAUCUUUCGCCGGAGGCCUCGUCAGAAGGAAGCUGGCCUGAGCCAAUCACAUGAUGACCUCUCCAACACAACGGCCACACCCAGUGUCCGAAAGAAGGCUGGCAGCUUUUCUCGCCGCCUCAUCAAGCGUUUUUCCUUCAAAUCUAAACCCAAGGCCAAUGGCAACCCCAGCCCCCAGCUCUGAGGGACUCUCCUAGCUAGGAGAGAGAAGGAGUCCUCUUAGCCUAGUCCCCAGCUCCACUUCCCCUUCCCUUCCUGGACUCCCUACAGCCUGGGCCAGGGAAGCCCUCUGGGUUCCAGGAAGCUGUGUCCACCCUGGGCUAUGGGGCCAGUUGGAAGGGUCACAAUGAUGGGAAGCAUGUGAGAGGCGGACAUCCAAUGCUGAAGACAUGGAAGAGGAAGUGGGGGCUGGGGAUAAGAGGAGAGCCUGGCCUGGCAUGUGUGGGCAUUCCUCAGAAACGUUUGCCUGUUGACACUGGCCCCUUGGAGAAGUCCCAGGAUGCUCAGCUCCUCAGAGGGUCCUUCCUCCCCUAUUUAUUCUCUUUUCUAUUUAUGUGUGUUGCCCAGGACCCUCAGUGAACAGAUGAUAGAGGGCAUCUCUCCCAGGUGACCCUUCUUUCCUGUCCCAGGAGGGUAGACAAUUCCCUUUGGGAUGGGGCUCCUAUACCUCCCUCAGGUCCCCACUCCCACCAGCACCAAUAUCUGCCUCUGAGGACAUUGGCAGCACAUAGAAAGCCGGGCUGGUGCCCGGGAUGGGGGGCAGGUACUCCCCACCUCCCUGCCUCCCCCUACUGCUCCUCAUCCCUCCUUCUCUCUUUAUUACUGUUUUUGUACUUGAUGCCUUCUCUGUGAGCAGUGGCUCUGUUGGAAGGAGGGAGUCAGGAGCCUGGUGGGAAGCCUUUCCCAGAGAGUUGGCUUUAGGGGCUUUAUUUAAAGAGUGUGUGAAGAUGGAGCAAGAGCAGGACUGCACCUCUGUCUUUGGGAGAUGAUGUCCAUUGCUGUGUGAUGGCUUGGAAAUUAAUUUAUUAAAUUAAAGUCAAAUUGGAAUUUA
Molecule: messenger RNA, 2985 nt
Organism: Talpa occidentalis (Iberian mole)
Lineage: Eukaryota; Metazoa; Chordata; Mammalia; Eulipotyphla; Talpidae
Gene: C2CD2L
Product: C2CD2 like
Biological process (GO): positive regulation of insulin secretion involved in cellular response to glucose stimulus
Cellular component (GO): cytoplasmic side of apical plasma membrane
Molecular function (GO): phosphatidylinositol transfer activity; phosphatidylinositol binding
Source: RefSeq, a predicted model, not a curated record